Eruca vesicaria subsp. sativa (arugula) is the source of this 1166-nucleotide messenger RNA. NCBI's taxonomy places the organism in Eukaryota, Viridiplantae, Streptophyta, Magnoliopsida, Brassicales, Brassicaceae. The record is from the annotation of a GenBank genome assembly.
GGUUCAACAAAAAAGCUAUAUCACAAAACCAGUAGUUUAGUUAAAAAAAAAAAACAAAAAAAUGAAUUAAAUAAAUAAAAGAAAACUCUUCGUGUUGAAGAGAGUUCCCUAUCUCCUCCGAUCCAUUGCCCACCAUCUCCCCCCAUCACAUCUUCUCCCUUCCCCCUCUCUCUCUCUCAUCACAUUACUUUUCUUUUUAAAAAAACUUCUCUAUGAGGAGAGGUAGAGUCUCCACCCCGGUCGCCGGACCCACCGUCAUCGCCAAUCACAACGCAUCCAUCAAGGAGACGCGCUUCAGAGGCGUGAGGAAGCGACCAUGGGGUCGUUACGCAGCAGAGAUCCGCGAUCCCUACAAGAAAGCUCGCGUCUGGCUCGGUACUUUCGAUUCCGCCGUAGACGCCGCACGCGCUUACGACGCCGCCGCUCGUAACCUCCGCGGUCCCAAGGCCAAAACCAAUUUCCCCAUCGACUCUCCUCCCCAGCAACAGAAUCUCAACCAGAUCGAUCCGUUUAUGGAUCAUCGGUUAUACGCCGGAGCUUCCUCCCGUCCGACCAGCAGCAGCAUGAGCAGCACCGUCGAAUCCUCCAGCGGACAGAGAAGCUCCGUCGCGAAACCGGUGUCUACGACGGCGGCGAAGAGGUAUCCCAGGACUCCGCCUGUGGUUCCGGAGGAUUGUCACAGCGAUUGCGGUUCGUCUUCGUCUGUUAUCGAUGACGGAGACGACGACAUCGCGUCGUCAACACGCUGUCGGAAUCCGCCGUUUAGAUUCGAUCUUAAUUUUCCACCGUUGGAUGAUGUUAACGGUGUAGAUGGUUAUGAUGAUCUUCUCUGCACCGAUCUACGUCUCUAAUCCACAGAUCCGUGAUUGACUCAAUCGAAAACAAAAAUAAUUUUUUUUUAUAAAGUUUCUGUUUCGUUGAUCUCAUAAGCUUGUUAGCUGGUUCUGUUUCUUGUCUGAUGAUGAAUCAUAUUGUAAGAGUAUUGAUGUAUGAUUAUAUUAUUACAAAUCCACAAGUUAAAGUGAACGAUGAUCUGUGUUUGUUUGUGUUCUGUUCUGUGAGAAAAAAAAGCAGAUCUUGUUUUUUUUUUCUUCAUAUAAUUUGUUUCUUAAGAAAGAUCGACAACACCUCUUUGUAACAUAUAGUAACUGAUGAUUCUAAAUAAU